Messenger RNA from Cylicocyclus nassatus, 904 nucleotides. NCBI's taxonomy places the organism in Eukaryota, Metazoa, Nematoda, Chromadorea, Rhabditida, Strongylidae. The record is from the annotation of a GenBank genome assembly.
GGUUUCUUCAUUUGAAGUUACCCAGUUUUAUCAGGACAGCUAUCUCGGGAAGCACGCGCAUACUCACAAUCAGUCUAUAAGGCUGAGUAUGCGCGUGCUUCCCGAUCUGACAGGACUACCAGCUACCGCAAAGUCAAACAAAUAUCACGUCAGCCGAUAUUAUAAGGACUUUGUUCUUGUUCUCAACGCAGUGAAAUUCACAUCUGCUGAAGAAUUCACGAAAGGCAAUGCUACUUACGUCGUCCCUGGCGAAGAGUGGACUAGCAUGCAAUCAUUGGCUAAAACUGUUCUGCCUGGACUUGGAAACAGUUACACCGCUAUCAUCAUAGCAACGAUGCUGUUGCCACUGACAAGGCACGAACGAAGCUGCGAUCACAUCUGAAAUGGACGAAGCGACUGGAUCACCAUCCGCAGUCAGUUGUAAGUACAAGCAUUCUUUGAAGGACCAGAAAUUAACAUGCCCGUAGACUUGCUUCCAUAUAACAGAACGAAAUAUUCAGAUGUCAUGCCUGAUGCGUCUAAACUUGGCUUCUGCAUACUCUAUUUCGAGGGAAUUAACAGUGUCGUGCGGAAUGCUAAAAAAAGAUUUGUCUCAAUACCUGUGCGGUCGCUGACAAAUACCACAUCGUUCACUGUACGACUGAAGUUGAAGGAGAUGUCACGGAUAACGCUGAAAAAGUCAAGAUUAGCAAUGGAAGCCCCGUUGAGUUCAAAAUGGUUUGCAUCUCGAAGCUGUCACGGGAGAACGCGGCCUUGUCAUCUCUUGGUCUCUCAUUCUACUAUUCCUUCCUUUAGGCGCAUGACUGCUGCAAAGUACAGUGCAGAUUUUGCAAACCGAAAAGCCAAGAGAUAUCAACAAUCUCUGCGCUUCAAUGUCAACGAUCUCCGCAGCAUCGUCGCUUAG